AUGACAGCAGCUGAAUCAGCUCAGCAUGUUCGUGGAGUUGUUUUACUAAAUUCAGCUGGACAAUUUGAAAAUCCAAGUGAACAGCCCAAGAACAAUGAAGAAGAGACGGUGUUACAGAAGUUUGUGUUCAACACACUGAAGGAAUUCAUCCAAAGAAUAAUCUUGGGGUUCCUAUUCUGGCAAGCAAAGCAACCUGCUCGUGUUGAAAAAGUCCUGAAAAGUGUGUAUAUAAAUGCCUCCAACGUGGACAAUUAUCUUGUGGAAUCGAUAACUAAGCCGGCGGAGGAUCCAAAUGCUGGAGAAGUUUAUUACAGAUUGAUGACGAGAUUUAUGUCAAACCAAAGCAAGUACACGCUCAACAGCGUCCUUAGCAAACUCUCAUGCCCAUUGUUGCUGAUAUGGGGUGACUUAGACCCUUGGGUUGGGCCUGCCAAGGCAGCUAGAAUCAAAGAGUUCUAUCCAAACACCACCGUCGUCAAUUUGCAGGCAGGGCAUUGUCCGCAUGAUGAAGUCCCUGAGCUCGUGAAUGAAGCUCUACUCAAUUGGCUAUCCUCGUUAUAACUUGAAGUCAUCAACCAAGCAUUGUGAAUUAAUUGUCGAAUACAUUCUUUGUUGGGGUAAAAACUCAACAAUAUAGGUUACAUCUAAUUUAGUCAAUAAAAUGAGAAGCAAUAGGGAUUAGAAGUUAUCCGGAAUCAUGUUUGAUGCAGUGAUUUGAUCCGAUCGUGUUGUGUUGUUUUUUAUUUUCUUUUACAUCUCGUCGAGAAAAUUGGUGCGGUGAGCAUGGACGUGUAGGCAUUCUUGUUUUUCUUUUAUUGAUGAGCUUUACGUUGUCUUUAA
Molecule: messenger RNA, 840 nt
Organism: Musa acuminata AAA Group (dessert banana)
Lineage: Eukaryota; Viridiplantae; Streptophyta; Magnoliopsida; Zingiberales; Musaceae
Product: pheophytinase, chloroplastic-like
Exons: 3
Coding region: 1-561 (186 amino acids)
Cellular component (GO): chloroplast
Source: RefSeq, a predicted model, not a curated record